Messenger RNA from Tuber aestivum (summer truffle), 2926 nucleotides. Lineage: Eukaryota; Fungi; Ascomycota; Pezizomycetes; Pezizales; Tuberaceae. The record is from the annotation of a GenBank genome assembly.
CUUGUACUUGAUGCACUUAUUUUUCCUACGAUACUAGACAAUACGGCAGAGCGAGAAGAGGACAAGGCUAGCGAUGUCGAGCCGUCUCACAAUCGACCGCUCGGCGGCUAAAGAUAGGAGAGGAUUUGGCCUUUUUAGCGACGACGAAGACGAUGAGGAGAUCGAAAGAACGCCCGUCUCGUUCAGUGGGAAUAAGAGCGGGUUUCAAGCGUUAAGCCCAGGAGAUGUUGGCAGUAUGUUUGCAAAAUUUUCUUAUUUCCGGAGCCACCAGGAUGUUGGUGGUUUGUUCAUUUUUACUUACAGCAAUGAUCUAGAUUCCAGUCCUGCGGCCUCAACCUCUAGCAUGAUUUCCCCACUCGCCAGUUCAACCCCAACCAGGGGGUCACGCAAUUCUGCCCUGAUCACACCUCAGCGACCAAGGUCGGCGCACAGAUCUACGCCUUAUUCGACCACUACUUCACGGGCCCUGAUGCGUGCGAAGAUCUCGAAGGAUGCCAUGAUCGAUAGGGAAAGCGAGCUCAUCAGCACAGAAACUACAUACGAGACUACUACUACCUCAGUAAAAAGGUCCAAAUACACCAUGAGCGGCGCUAGAGGAAACCCGCGGGAAGGUGCGGAGCCUGAGUCAGAUGGGCGAGAGGAUCAGGAAGAAGCAGAAAGUGAUAAGGGGGGGCAAGAAUUUUCAAUUACCCCGAGCAGAAAUAUCUUUUCUCGAACCACUACGCCGAGCAAAACUCCGACCAAAUCUCCCAAGAGGGAAUCGCAAGUUCCCGAGAUGGGUAAGAAGACAUGGGGACAAUGGCUUGGCGCCAUUCUUCCGGCUAGUGUUAAGAAGCCAGUCAAGGCGAUUUUAGGUGAUCCAGCAGAGUUCAGGUCUAACGAGCAGGAGGCACAGACUCCUAGGAAGGAGGCUCCUGCCCAAGAUUAUGACUUUGAGGAUAACGAGGUGCUAUCUCUCCCAGGAAGCUUUGGGAAGGCACCUCCAUCGCCCGUGCGCACCCCGUCUCAGCCACCAUCUAAGCGGGAACAGAGGAAAGUGGAGAUUUGCUACGAAACUCCAAGUCGUGAAGGAUUGUUUGCGUACCAAAAACCAAGGGUAGCGGUUGCUCCUCGUACUCUACCUCCUCCUUCGAGAAGGAUCAUUCCAACAUUGGCAGUCUCCAGCAAGACACCCGGAAGAUCAGCCUCCCCCACUGUCACCCCAAGCAGUAGUUUGCAUAGACCCAGUAAUUUUAUCGAACGCAUGAAGUCUGCAAAGAGGACUAAUCGUUAUGAUCCCUACUCGAGGCCAAAGGGGACAAGUUCUCGCGGGAAGAGGAGAAGCUCCGAGCUCAGUGAGCCUAAGGAACUCACUGCAGAGGAGGAAUUGGAGCUUUUGAAGAGGAGAGAAAAAGAGAGAAAAGUGCAGGAAGCCGAAGACCGAUACCUCAAACGGGAGAUUCGGAGGAAACUCGGGCAGGAGGACCCAGAACAGGAUGGCGACGGUGAUUCGGAGAUGUCUGACACCGAUACUUCAUUCCAACAGCCCAGUGUGGAGGAAGUGCCUGAUGAAGGCGAGCCCCCGAUAGUAGCCCCACCCGCCCCACCCGCAUCCAAUUCUCCCAUUAGGCAAUCCAUUCCCACCCCCUCUACCCCACCAACCGGUCCAGCACCUACCUUCCUCUUCGGCAACCUUUCCCCGUCACCCACCACUCCCACAGCUACCCCUGCUGCCCCAGAACCAGCAACGGCCCCAACAACAUGGUCUUUCUCCUCCGACUCGGACAAGGAAAACAUCUCCUCGGGUCCCCCACCCCCACCAACAAUGUCCCACGCCCAGCUCCCUACCCCUUUAACCACCUCCAGCCACCCCCCCUCCAUCGCCGGUGGGCUCCUAGGCACGUCCCCCCAACCAGCUGGCGGCUUCGGCCUCGGCCUGCCUAAGGAAUCCACCCCGCUGAACCGCCAACGCAGCGCUGCCGAGAAAUUCAAACCACACAUCAGUAGCGGUCUCCGUGAGAGCAGCACUGUGGACGAAGAGAAGGAGAACGAGAAUGACAUUGAGAACAAGAAACCUUCCUUGGGGUAUGAUAAGGAGAAUGCAUCCUCCUCAUCUAGUGGUAAGCUCGGCGGGCCGAGUAGCGGCGGCGUAGGAGGAGGAGGAUUGGCCAUGCAGAGUGUUUUCAAACCAUCCGGCGCACUAAAAGAGAACUCUGGCGUGUUGAAUCUUGGAAAGAGCGAUGUGAAGGUUGACCUUAGAGCUAAGAUUGACACUGUUUGUUCCCCUCUUUCGACCUUCUAUUUAUUUCUUAGUGUAGAUGGCUAACCCGAUAUGAUAGAUCCCACACAGGCAAUUAGAGUGCACAGUCGCUUGGCCAUCCCUCAACCAGCCCUUUGGUGGCAAAGAUGUUCGCACAGCGGUCGAGAGUAUGUUUAAUACUGCGGCUAUGAGUGAAUUCCCUCAGGGGCUCGACGGGGAGAUGUUUGGACUUGCGGUGCAUGUUGGUAUUUGAUUUAGUUUGUCCCGAGAGUUGGUAAUGAUAGAAAAGCUACGGGGGGUUUUAACCUUUUUUUUGUUAUUGUGCCCCGCUCCUUUGGGCGUUCCCUUCAUUCUUUUUUCAUUCUUUUCCUUUUUCUCCCCUUUGCGUUUGAUGCAGCAACUUGUUCCAUUUUUUGCUUUUUCUUUUCUACUUUACUCUUUCCGCUGUCUUGUCGUUGACCGAGAAAUGAAAUGAGACUAAGAUAAAGGAUAAAUUGACUUGGGAGGAACGGGAAUACCCCUUGGUUUGUGUUUUCCUUGUUUAUUUAUUUUUUCCUUUUCAUUUAUUUCUUAUUUCUUUCCUAUUUUUACCUACCACUAUCAUGUCCCUCCGAUAUCCACGCGUGAUGACAGUAAUUUAGCCAAUUUAGGUAUGCGAUACACAAUGCAAGUCGCGAUAUGCAGUAU